Messenger RNA from Blepharisma stoltei, 2264 nucleotides. The record is from the annotation of a GenBank genome assembly. NCBI's taxonomy places the organism in Eukaryota, Ciliophora, Heterotrichea, Heterotrichida, Blepharismidae.
AUGGGAGGAAUUCUACCUAUUCAAACUUUGCCCGUUGCUGUAGUGAACACAGUAUCGGCAGAAUGCCCUAUCUGUCUUCAACCAUUUGAUUCUGAUCUUAUCAUAAUUAAAAUAUGGCGUCUUCGUCCAGGUAUGGCCUCACGGCCAUACAUACUCGACUCAUAUUUUAAUUAUAUCCGGCAAGGUUUUGCCAUUCCAGAAAAUGGGCAACAAUGCCAUGGUAAGCAAUUCUGCAGAGCAGAGCCUGGCCCAUGCCCAAAGACUAGAAUGGAUUUUCUCCCAGAGAGAAAAGGGUGCCCAACUUUGGAAAGGGUAAGCCCAGCAGAGUCUACAGGCAAUGCCUAGACCAUUCGGGCAACUACCUAGCGUGAAACUGGGCGUUACGUCCCAGGACUUGGAAUUUCCCUUUUUGCCGAAAGGUGACCAGAAAUUCCAUUUUUUAGAAUUUCGGAAAGCCAACUCUCGUAACUCAAGCAGCAGCCGCAGGAUUCCAUAGCCCGCCCACUCAAAACUUAAGCCGCUCAAUGCGGGAAGGAGGAGACGUGCUUCCCUUUGGCAAGUCUUUAUGGCUUGUUUGGGUACACGGCGCAAAGCAGGUGAACCUCACAUUGAGGUCCCUGGUGUCUGCGUAAACAACACGGCAGUCGCCUCAUUAAUGUAAUUUAAGAUUAAGAUUCUGAUCUCAUCAUCCCAAAGAUGAUAAAAUGUGGACAUACAAUGUGCUCAAUUUGCUUACUUAGCAUUCUCAAAAAUAAACAUUAUUUAUUGCAAGCAAAAAAGUAUUUAUUAAUGUCAUUUCUUUAUUUAUAAAUUUUAGAUAGGCUACUAAUAAUUAUAAUGCGAGAUUUUCAGUUUAAUUAUAUUAAAAUUCAAACAGUUUUCAUCUAAAACAUAAAAUUAAAUUAGAUAUUUCACAAAUUGAAUUUUUUAAAGUAAGAUAAAAAACUACUAUUUUAUUAAAAUUUUAAGAUUAGAGCGAAAAAUCUUUCUAAGCAGGGGGGAUUUAGAAAAAUUAAAAUCAGAUAUCGGUUCUGUAUGCUCGAUAUGCAAAUCAUUAGACCCAGAAAACAUCAAAAAUUUACCCACAAAUUAUGCGAUUUUGCAAAUAAAUGAAACUCAAUAUAAUUCAAAGAUGUGCAUCAAGCAUGGGCUUGAAUAUGGAUGCUAUUGCAAAAAAGACAAUAAACUCUUGUGCUGAAACUGUGCUGAAGAGCAUAGUAAUCAUAAAUGCAUACCUUUAAACAGCUCAAAAACUGAAAAAAUUAUUGAUAAAAUUAAUCAUAGGUUCUUAUGUGAAGAAGAUUUUCUCUUGAAAAAAUUGGAAGAUAUAGAAAGCAAGAGGAUGGAGUUGCAUGAAUGCAUGGAUUUGGUUAGAUCAGAUUAAAUUCUAACGGGUCUUAACGGUUUAUAUCACCCCCUCACCAUCACAGUGAACUUCAGGCUCAAGUAGCCCUAGUUACCUGUCAUCUCGCCAAAAAAUUGCUUUGGGAGAAUCCGAUGUUCAUGCCUUGGUCUGGUUCUUGGGCACUGAAUCCUUCAGCCUCAUUCAGUGUUCAGGGUACUAGUAAGAUGUCUUUGGUGCCUCCUUCUCAAAUAUAAACCUAUAUACGCAUAAAUUACUUUCCAGAUGUGCUAGCCGGAAAUUGCGCUCUCGGUAUUCCUGGGCCACCAAUAUGGCUAGCGCCUGACUUUUAAUAAUCCUAAUCCUAAUCCUAAUCCUCCUACCUGGGCUGGAAUAAACUUACCAGUCACCCUGAACCUAUUCUAUACUCGCCAUCUUUUAAAAAGUAUGAGUGCAUGGAAGAAGUUGAAAAAUCUGUGCAAAUUCAGAUAGAUUCCCUGAAUAAAACGCGAGAUGAUUUGAUUGCUAAAUUAAAUUUUGCAACAGAUGAAUGCAUAAAAAAGGUUGAAAAAACAUACAAAAAAUCAAAAAUUAUGGCAGCAGACGAGGCUUUACAAGCUGCAGCUAAUGAUGUCAAAAAUGAAUAUAGAAAAAUCUUACAUGCUUGCAAUUAAAACUUUAAUUUAUUUUAAAUUUUUUUUACAAAUCAUUAAUUUGUUAUAGAGGGAAUUUAGAGCAAAAAGAAAAGUAUGAAAAAUCUCCAAAAGAAAAGAAACUUUUAUAUUUCAAAAUGAAAACUUUAAAGCAUAAAAGAUGAGCAUUGCCUUCCGUUGGCAAAUUUUCCAGCAUAGUCGAGGAGCUCAAAGAUGACCAAAAUUACUCGGAAAAUAUUUUAGCUGAAUUCGAAAAGCUUAUAAUGUAA